This is a messenger RNA of Oreochromis aureus, 11026 nucleotides long. It is a transcript of the gene ep300a, whose product is annotated as E1A binding protein p300 a. The coding region runs from base 371 to 8740 and encodes 2789 amino acids. Gene Ontology annotation, biological process: positive regulation of transcription by RNA polymerase II. The record is from RefSeq and is a predicted model, not a curated record. The transcript is spliced from 31 exons. NCBI's taxonomy places the organism in Eukaryota, Metazoa, Chordata, Actinopteri, Cichliformes, Cichlidae. Gene Ontology annotation, cellular component: histone acetyltransferase complex; transcription regulator complex; nucleus. Gene Ontology annotation, molecular function: zinc ion binding; protein binding; chromatin DNA binding.
UGACGGAUGCGAUCAUGGGAGAGGUAGCAGGGGAUAGUUUAUUUACAUCGGAAGAGGCUCUGUAAGUUUAGAGGGAAGCCGAUGCGUGUGUCUCCCUCUACUUUCACGGACCCCCUCCUCCUCCGCUGGCAGAAAUUUAUAAAGAACAAAAAAUCUGACGAGGGAGGGAGGGGGUUGAUAUACGCCGAGGCUGAAAUCGAGAGGCGAACCCAGGGAAAGAGGAGUAAUUCGUACCCGUGACUUUCCCCCUCUUAGUCCCCCAAAAGGAGGGGGAAAAGUCGCAAUAUUGGAAACGGAAAGGAAUGAGGUUCUAAAGGUGUGAAAACGACUGCAAUUGUGGAUACUUUAUAUAUUUUUAUUUCGAAAAAAUAUGGCCGAGAACGUUCUGGACUCUGGCCCGCCUUCAGCCAAGAGGCCUAAACUCUCCUCUCCGGCACUUUCCGCGUCCGCCAGCGAUGGAAACGAUUUUGGAUCUCUGUUUGAAUUGGAGCACGACCUCCCAGAUGAGCUCAUCAGCUCCAAUGAACCAGGUCUGGUCAAUGGCGGGGACCCUAACCAGCUGCACACCACUCUAGGAGGAGGACCUGCAUUGUUGGGUCCUGGAGGCGGUGGUGGAGGGGCAGGAGGAUUGGGUCUUGGGCUUGGCCAUGGUCCUGGGGGAGUUGGUGGAGGGCAGGAUGCAGUGGCCAAGCAUAAACAGCUGUCAGAACUUUUGCGUGCAGGGGCAACACCCUCAACUCAGCCGGGGCACCAAGGAGCCAUGGGUAGCCCAGGAGGCCCUGCUGCCAUGGGGCAGCACUUAGCGAACAUGAAGGCGUCCCCUGGUCAGGGGCCUCAGCAGAUGAUGGGCCAGGGACAACACCUUUCCCCUCAGCAGCAGGCCAACAUGAUGCAGCAGCAGAGUGCUGCAGGUGGAAUGAUCAGGACCAUGAUGGGAGCACAGCAGAAAGGCAGUAAUGGACAACAGCAGCCAGGCAUGAUUGGGAACCAGGUGAUGAAUGGCUCUCCAAGGAUGGGCUUCGGCAAUCAGGGGAUGGCUGGUGGCAGCAACCUUUUGGCUGAGACCCUACAGCAGCCGGGAGCUGGGGGCCAGGCUGGGAUAAGAGGCCAGCAGCCUGGAGCAAUGAACAAGAUGGGGAUGAUGGGGAAUCCAGGCGGGCCCUUUGGAGGCCCAUAUGGAAGUCAAGGGAAUCAAGGUCUGGGAGGCACAGGGCUGGGCCCUCAGCUCCAGAACAAAGGUCCUAUGGCUAAUAGCAUGGCCCAGUUCAAUGUGGACAAGAAGAACCAGCCCAUGCAAGGGAUGAGCGCCAUGGGCACACAGCAGUCACAGACGGGUGUGGGUGGUCCCACAGGUGCACCCGUGGGUGGAGCCCCCGGGAUGGUGCCAGGCGCUCAAGCAGGUCUGGUGGGUCCUGGUACCCAGGUUUCUGCAGCAUCCGCUGCAGCUGGAGCACCGCCCACAGCCGACCCUGAAAAGCGCAAGCUAAUCCAGCAGCAACUGGUACUCCUGCUACAUGCACACAAGUGCCAGCGGCGGGAGCAGGCCAAUGGUGAAGUCUGGCAGUGCAACCUGCCCCACUGCCGCACUAUGAAGAAUGUCCUCAACCAUAUGACUCACUGCCAGGCUGGCAAGUCCUGUCAGGUUGCUCACUGUGCAUCAUCGAGGCAGAUCAUCUCCCACUGGAAGAAUUGCACACGACAUGACUGUCCUGUCUGCCUGCCGCUGAAGAAUGCUGGGGACAAGAGGAACACGCAGUGUGAGUCUCUGCUUGCAGGGGCCGCUACAGGACUAGGCAGCUCACUUGGUACAGUCCCUGGUAGCCAACCAAGUGCUCCCAACCUCAAUCAGCCGAGCCAGAUUGAUCCCAGCUCUAUAGAAAGGGCCUAUGCUGCUCUGGGCCUCACCUACCAAGGGAACCAAAUCCAGGCUCAGACUUCCCAGCCUAACAUGCCCAACCAAGGCCUGCAAGGGCAGGCUGGCGUGAGGCCUCUGAACCCACUGGGUGUGAAUCCUAUGGGAGUGAAUGGAGGUGUGGGUGCUUCCCCUCAGAGCCAGCAAGCCAGUCUACUGCAAGAUACAAUGAUGCAUCUUAAUAUGAACAACCAGGGGCUGACUGAUGCUGGUGGGGUCGGUUCCAUGCCUACAGCAGCCCCUCCCUCCGCCACAGGCAUGAGGAAAAACUGGCAUGAGGACAUCACACAGGAUCUACGAAAUCAUUUGGUACACAAGCUCGUCCAGGCCAUCUUUCCGACUCCAGAUCCCGCUGCCCUCAAGGACCGUCGAAUGGAGAACCUGGUGGCGUAUGCCCGAAAAGUUGAGGGUGACAUGUAUGAAUCGGCUAACAGCAGAGCUGAGUAUUAUCAUUUGCUGGCAGAGAAGAUCUACAAGAUCCAGAAGGAAUUGGAAGAGAAGAGGAGGACCCGACUGCAGAAGCAAGGUGUGAAUAUUGGAUCUGCUGGCAUGGGUCAGCCCCUUACUGGGCUGCCUCCAAACGGUCCCCUAACUGACCCGGCAAUGGUGCGACCAGCUGGACCAAAUCAGAUGAACAGAAUGCAAAGCCCAGGUAUGAAUCAGUUUAACCAAAUGGGAAUACAGUCUAUGGGCCAGAGGUCAACACCUCCUUUACCCUUGGGAGCAUCUGGCAACCAGAUGGGAAUGGUUGGGCCCAGGGUGGGGCAGCCCAAUGUUAACCAGCUGCCGGCCCCGUAUAUGUCCCAGGGACAGUUUCCUGGCUCAGGACCUGGAGUUGGAGCAGUUCAGUCUGGGAUGACACCACCUGGGGGACCGGGAGGUAUGGUGCAGACGCAGAUGGGCACUCCUCCCCCCCUCUCAGUUGCGAGUCCUCUAGCACAGCUGGGUUCAGCUGGCACUCCCAGUGGGGUCCCUGCAGUAGGGCCAAUGGGUCCUCAAAGCGUGGGUGGUGGAGGUCCCAAUUCAGCUGUCGGAGCCCCUGCCUCAUCAAUGACUCCAUCUAACACAAACCAGCAACCCAACUCCAACCCUCAUUUGGGGGCCAUGCGUGGCAGCUCACCCUCUCCUGCUCACAGCCGAUCACCUACUCCCCACCAGACGCCCCCCAGGGUUGCUGGGUCACAGACGCCACAACCACACACCCCUAAUGCAUCACAUUUGGUGCCACCCCCAACUCCUCAGCAGAACCAGCUUGGUCAGGGUCCUGGCUCCAACAAGCCCCUCCAGCAGCAACACAUGGGCCCUGCUGGUUCAACCACUCCAUCUCAUCCUGGAAUGGCCUCCAGUUCAACACCGCAUGGCAGUCAGCUGCCACGCACUCCGUUGUCCCAGAAAGGUUCGUUCCCAGCUGAUAGUCAGGCCCCGACUCCAGCUUCUGUCAGCAGUUUAGACACCUCGUCCCAGCAACCGGCAUCGGACACUUCGGCCAAUAAUGUUGACAUGAAGAUGGAGGUCAAACAUCAGGAUGAGGAGGAUGAGAGCGACGCCGGGAGCUGCUCCAAAGGAGGGAAACUCGGCAACCUCAAAAUGGAGGAGAAACCUGUAAAAUCCGAACUGAAAAAAGAAGAGUGUUCUGGAGAAGGCGGUAAAGGAGUUCCUAUGGAAAUGUCGACUACAACACAGGUGUCAGGAGUAAAGACGGAAGACAGGAAACCGGAGAUAAAGAAAGAGGUGAAGAAAGAGGUGAAAGAUGAAGAGGAGACCUCGGAGGCAGUUGUAUCACAGGCCCCAGUGAAAAAGAAGAUCUUCAAGCCAGAGGAGCUUCGUCAGGCCCUGAUGCCCACGCUUGAAUCUCUCUACAGACAAGAUCCAGAGUCUCUGCCCUUCAGAAUGCCUGUUGAUCCACAGCUGCUCUGCAUACCUGAUUACUUUGACAUUGUGAAGAACCCAAUGGACUUAUCAACCAUCAAGCGAAAGCUAGACACAGGUCAGUACCAGGAGCCCUGGCAGUACGUGGAAGACAUCUGGCUGAUGUUCAACAAUGCCUGGCUGUACAAUCGCAAAACCUCACGAGUCUACAAGUACUGCUCCAAGCUGGCCGAGGUUUUCGAACAGGAGAUCGACCCCGUGAUGCAGAGUCUUGGCUACUGUUGUGGGAGGAAGCUGGAGUUCUCUCCUCAGACGUUGUGCUGCUACGGAAAGCAGCUGUGCACUAUCCCCCGAGACGCUGCAUACUUCAGCUACCAGAACAGUUCACCAAAAUUUGGGCUUCUUGCUAACAGGUACCACUACUGCGAAAAGUGUUUCAACGAGAUCCAGGGAGAGACCGUUUCCCUGGGUGACGACCCCACCCAGCCACAGACAUCAAUAAACAAGGAUCAGUUUGAGAAGAAGAAGAAUGACACACUGGACCCUGAGCUGUUUGUUGAAUGUAUGGAUUGUGGUCGCAAGAUGCAUCAGAUCUGCGUCUUGCACAAUGAAACGAUCUGGCCAGAAGGUUUUGUAUGUGAUGGCUGCUUAAAGAAGUCGAAUAAGACGAGGAAGGAAAACAAGUAUUCUGCCAAAAGGUUGCCCCAAACUAAGCUUGGGGUUUUUCUGGAGCAAAGGGUGAACGACUUCUUAAAGCGACAGGCCAACCCAGAGUCUGGAGAGGUCUUCAUUCGUGUUGUUCAUGUCUCUGAUAAAGUCGUGGAGGUCAAACCAGGCAUGAAGUCCAGAUUUGUGGACAGCGGCGAAAUGUCCGAGUCAUUCCCAUACAGGACUAAAGCCCUUUUUGCAUUCGAGGACAUUGAUGGAGCAGACGUCUGUUUCUUUGGUAUGCAUGUUCAGGAGUAUGGAUCUGACUGCCCUCAGCCCAACCAGAGGCGAGUGUACAUCUCCUACCUGGAUAGCGUACACUUCUUUCGGCCGCGCUCUCUAAGAACAGCAGUUUACCAUGAAAUACUCAUUGGCUACUUGGAGUACGUGAAGAAGUUGGGCUACACCACCGGCCACAUCUGGGCAUGCCCACCUAGCGAAGGCGACGACUACAUCUUCCACUGUCACCCUGCAGAUCAGAAGAUCCCAAAGCCCAAACGCCUUCAGGAGUGGUACAAGAAAAUGCUGGAUAAAGCUGUGGCAGAACGGAUAGUGCAUGACUAUAAGGAUAUAUUCAAGCAGGCGACAGAGGAUCGUUUGACCAGUGCCAAGGAAUUGCCUUACUUUGAGGGGGACUUUUGGCCUAAUGUGCUGGAGGAGAGCAUCAAGGAGCUGGAGCAGGAGGAGGAGGAGAGGAAAAGGGAGGAGAACAGCACUUCCAAUGAGAGUGUUGAUGACACAAAAGGAGACAGCAAAAAUGCAAAGAAGAAGAACAACAAAAAGACUAGUAAGAACAAGAGCAGCCUGAGCCGAGCCAAUAAGAAGAAGCCUGGGAUGCCUAAUGUCUCCAAUGACCUAUCACAGAAACUCUAUGCCACUAUGGAAAAACACAAAGAGGUGUUCUUUGUGAUUCGGCUGAUUGCAGGCCCAAUGGCAAAUGCCUUGCCCCCUAUUGCUGACCCAGAUCCCCUGAUGGCAUGUGACCUCAUGGAUGGUCGUGAUGCUUUCCUGACACUGGCCCGAGACAAGCACCUUGAAUUCAGCUCGCUGAGGAGGUCCAUGUGGAGCUCAAUGUGCAUGUUGGUGGAGUUGCACAACCAAAGCCAGGACCGCUUCGUUUACACGUGCAAUGAGUGCAAACACCACGUGGAGACUCGCUUCCACUGUACUGUUUGUGAGGAUUACGACCUCUGCAUCACAUGCUACAACACUAAGGGACAUGAGCACAAGAUGGAGAAGUUAGGCCUCGGCUUGGAUGAUGAGAGCAGCAAUCAGUCUGCCGCUGCCACUCAGAGUCCCGGAGAUUCCCGUCGCCUCAGCAUCCAGCGCUGUAUCCAGUCGCUCGUCCACGCAUGCCAGUGCCGAAAUGCCAAUUGCUCUCUGCCGUCCUGCCAGAAGAUGAAACGUGUCGUUCAGCACACAAAAGGAUGCAAGAGAAAAACCAACGGUGGCUGCCCCAUCUGCAAGCAGCUUAUCGCAUUGUGUUGUUAUCAUGCUAAGCACUGUCAGGAAAACAAGUGCCCAGUCCCAUUCUGUCUAAAUAUCAAGCACAAGCUUCGCCAGCAGCAGCUGCAGCACAGGCUUCAGCAAGCUCAGAUGCUGAGAAGGAGAAUGGCCAGCAUGCAGAGAGUGGGCCAGCCCGCUGCAGGAGGAGCACCUGGGGGAAAUGGACAACCCUCUCCUGGAGCCAACAAUGGAGCUACUGGUCCUGGUACCCCUACAUCGGGAACGCAGCCCCCUACCCCACAGACACCUACCCAGGGUAACAUGUCUGCACCUUCUCAGCAGCAGGGGGUUGGGAUGGGUGGUAUGGGAACUCCAGGUGAGCAACAGCAAGGUGGUGGCAUUCCCCCUCAACACCAUCUCCACCAGUUUCCAUCAGCAGGUGGAGGGGGGAUGAUGAAUUCUCCUCAGCAGCAGAUGGUACCUCAGCUUCAGCAGCAGCCACCAAAUCUCCAGCAGCUCCAGCAGCAGCAGCAGCAGCAUCCUGGUAGUUUGCCUCCAUACAACCCCAGACCAGCUGGAGUCCCUCCUCUUCACCAACCCCUUGGGAAACCUGGAAUGGGUCCAGCAACCCCUCCUCUGCAACAACCACCACCCAACCAAGGCCAGGGGUCCAUGGGUGUCCAAGGCCAGCAGCAAGGGCCACCCCUGGCUGCUGUAGAGACGGCACUAAAAAUCCAGCGCCUGGCAGAGACCCAGAGACAGAUGGCUCACGCCCAAGCACACAUGCGUGGCUUGGGACAGGGGGGCAUGAUACCUCCACAUCCUCACCAUCAGAACAACCAGGCCCAGAUGAGAAUGCCCCACAUUGGGGCUCAGGGAGUUGAUGGAAGGACUAUGUUAGAUCCACAGCAACCAGGAACGCUAACAGGGAUGCAACAGGGUGGUCCUUCGUCACAAUUGCCGCCUCAAGUUCAGCAGCAGGUCCAGCCAGGUGGACAGCUUCAGCCAACAAACCAGCAGUGGGGUGCUGGGGGACCAACCAUGAACCAACAACAACGGCCAAACAUGAUGGGUCAUAUGACACCACAGCCAGCGGUUCCCCAACCACAGCAACAAAUGCUGAAUCAGCAGCAGCCUCAACCAGGAAACCGAGGGUUGAUGCAGGCAAUUGGAGGAGCAGGGGGGGUACCUGCUUCAUUAGCAGCUGGAUCGGGGAACUUGCCCCAGGCUGCACUACAAGAUCUCCUGCGAGCGCUACGCUCCCCAAGCUCAAUCUCGCAACAGCAGCAAGUCCUCAACAUCCUUCGUUCCAACCCAACGCUCAUGGCUGCUUUUAUUCGGCAGAGAGCAGCCAGGUAUCAAGGUGCUCAGGGUGGCCCUGGAGGAGCAGGCGGGCCUCCACAAGGAGGUCCUGGAGGUGUGCGUUUCCAAGGAGCUGCUGGAGGUCUGCCUGGUGUAGGAGCGCCUGGAGCCAACCAGCUUGCCAAUAUGGAUGGACAACAGCAGGUUAAUGUGAACCAGGCAGGCCAGCCAGGGAUGAACAUAACUCAGGGUGGAGCAGGGGGAGGAAAUAUGCCCACCAUGGCUCAGCUUCAGCAGUUACAGCAGCGCCCGAUGUUGCCAGGAAACUUACAGCAACAACAGCAAAUGGCCACUUUGCUGCAGCAGCAGCAGCAGCAGCAGCAGCAACAACAGCAGCAACAACAGGGAGGAAUGCAACCAGGUCAGCAAGGGAACAUGGCCAAUAUGACACCACAGUUCAGAGAGAUGUUUUUGAGAAGACUGCAGCAACAGCAACAAAUGGGGAACCACGGCCAGUUCCAGCAGCCUCAAGGACUCCAGCAGCAGCAACAAGGCCAGCAAAGCUUCAUGCAGCCUGGCCAGGGACAGCCAGGGAUAACCCCAUCUUCUCAACCCCAACCUGGGGGUGGUGUAGGGGUUCCCCAGCAGCAAGGAGGACCACCAGGUGGGCCAGGACAGCUAGGCCAGCAAGGCUACCAGAUGUCACAAGUAGCUGCAGUGCUCCAGCACAGGGUGAUGCAGCAGCAGCAGCAGCAGCAGCAAAAUCAAAUGGGUGGUCUUCAAGGACAAGAUGUAGGCCCCAGUGGAGGCCCUGGAGGACCUCCACUCCAGCCUGGACAAGGUGGAUCAGGGCCAGGGCAACAACCGCAGAGUGGUGCAGGUGGUGGCCCCCCAAUGCCACAGACGUCCCAAGCCAUGCUUGCCCAAAAUAUCCAGCAGAGGCUCCUGCAGCAGCAGCAACAGCAGCACCUUGGAGGGGGUUCUCCAGCCCACCAUAGCAGUCCUAUGAGUCCCCAGCAGCAGAUGGCCCAGUCGCCCCAUCACCACCUACAGGGACAAGGAGGACUCGGUCCAGCUGGAUCGCUCAGCAGUCAGGUCCGGUCCCCUCAGCCCUCACCAAGGCCACAGUCGCAGCCUCCACGCUCCAGCCCGUCCCCGCGCAUGCAGCCUUCCUCCCAACCUCAGCCCUCACCUCACCGCAUCUCCCCUCAAACCCAGAGUGGGUCGCCCCACCCAGGGCAUCUCAGUCAACAUUACUCCAACAUGGCACCACCCCAACCUCCACAACCCCAGCAACAGCAGCCAGGUAGUUCUGUAGAUCCUAGUCAGUACAAUUCGGACCAGAACUCUAUUAUGUCUCAGCUGAGUGGGAUGACGGGGAUGCACGGUGGACAAGGGGGGCAGUCAGACAUGUUGGGUGGGAACAACAACAGCGGCGGCAACAACAACAACAACAACAACAACCAGGAGCUGGGAACGAACAUUAACCACAACCUGAUGUAGCCUUGACUCUGUACUGUCUCUCUCCGUCGUGAUGCUCUGAUCUGUUGCCCCAAAUGACAAACUGCCAUGAAAGGAGAGCGGGGCAGCUUUGGGGUUUUAGAAGUUUUUAUUUUUUAUUUAAAUAUUUUUCUGAUGUAUAAAUAUGAACUGAAAGCUUCCUUCCUAUGGGAGAUGCAACAUCAAUCUUAGAAGUCAAUAAUUGAAUAAAUUAAAACAAUGGUAAGUUAUUGCUGUUAAUAAAUAUCUAUAUAUUUUUGCCAAUUGUGUACAAAAAGGUGGAAGGUCAGUGUUUCAGGUUGAAGAUAUUACUUCUUUAAGUAUAUGACAAUAUUUUUGGGGACUGAGAAUUUUUGCCUUUUUAUGAAUAUUUUUAAGAUUUCAAAUGUUGCUAAAAAUGAGAGUUGACAUGAUGUACUUUUUUUUUUUUUUUUUUUUUAUUAUUAUUCUUUUAUUUUUUCUCCUCAAAUACCCAUCAUGAUUGUAUCUAUUUUGCAGAGUACGUUUAUUUUAUUUCUAUAUUAUUAUUAUAAUUAUUAUUAUUUCGUUCCCUCGGCAAUUCGUUAAUCAGGCAUCAACAUAUCUUCCGUUACCCGACCCUUCUUCUGGACACACAAACGUAGAUUUUUCCAGUGACUGCAGCGAUUCAGAAGUAUAUUUAUUGGGUUUGUAGGUGGUUAGGAAGGUGUGUUCAAUGCAGUUUGAUUUAUUUUUUUUUUACAUUUUUUUGACAGCUAUCCCAGGUUUGUCUUCGUCAGGGUUUCUAUAAUUUGAAUUAAACCUUAAGAUCUUUUGUUUUUUUUCCUUAUGGGGCCGCCUCUUCGCACUUCUCCUGUGAAUGUGCACACUUUCUUCAUCUUAACUUCUCCUGCUCCACAACCUGCAUUCUAUAUAACUGUAUUAUAGCUGUUGAAGCUCGCUGAUGAUUUAAAAAAAAAAAGAAAAAAAAGGAAAAAAAAAAAAGAGGUUGUGUGUACAUAUAUUACAGCUGCAUUUAUGAACAGUAACCUGGAGAAGAGGUCGCUAAAAUCCCGCCUUUAUCCCGAACCUCAACGGUUUUCCUUAUAUCCUUAUCCUCCCCCCAUCCCACACCCUCAUGACUGCCUCUCAGCCACAAGGUUUAAUUCACUGUUAGUACUGUACAAAUUAAGAAAUGAUGGACUUGGAUACUGUUUUUGUUUGUUUGUUUGUUUGUUUUUUCUUUUGUAAUGAAAGUGAAAGAUGUAAAAUAAGUGUACAUACUUUAAAAUCUUAUGAGCAGAGACAUUUUCUGCCAUUGUUUCCUCUUGUUUGAUUGAAUAUUUGCUUGUAUGUGUUUGGAAAAAAAAAGUGCUCCUGAGCUACUGUACAGUAUUGUUUUGUUUCGUUUUCUAUAAUGUACAGUAUGGGGUGUAGUCGGUCACAAGCACCAAUGCGCCUUUUUCUGUGUAAGGUUUUAGGGAGGCUAUAGCAACCGAGUCACACACCUAAACAAUCUCAGCAGUUAAGACAGGAAACCUGUACGACGAUGAGCCGAAGCUGGGGUCGGUUAGAGGUGUGACUUAAGAGUUCAAAUUUGGUCAUUUAGCUUUUUAUGGAGAGGACUGAAGACACAAUAUUCACAUGCUCACUAUUUUUCUUAAAGGUCGGGCUUGCUGGGUAUGGGGAAGGGAACGCAUCAGAAACCAGGUGGCAAUAUAUCUUGAGACUUAUUUUAUAAGAAAAAAAACAAGGAAAAACUGUCUUUUAUAAAUAGAUAUAUUAUUUAAUUUUAUUUUUUGGAAAUAAAACUUGAAGCUACAGGAAUUAAUAGAUAAAACAUGCUUUGUUUUUGUAUUAAAGAUGUUAUGGUGAUGCAAAAAGACACUGCAGACAGUCUUUCAGUUCGCCUGGGGAGGCCUUGGAGUAUAUUAUACCAUCCUUUUUUUCUUUUCUUUUUUUUUGGUUUUGAAGAAAUGUUUCAUGUACAUGAAUAUAGUUGUAAACAUACUGAAUCACUGUACAAACUGAUGGCAACUGAACAAAUAGUUUUGUUUUUAUCAUUUCUUUUUCCUAAAGAGACUGGAAGUAAGACUAUUUAAAUAUUUGUUUAGUAUUCAAAUGGAAUCUUUGACCACUCUCUUCUCUUCUCUUCUCUUUUCUUUUCUUUUUUGUUCUUGUUAACAGUUUUGGUGCUUGCUGAGAGAAAGCAAAAAUAACUGUUGCUCCAUUUUCAUUAGUUUCUUUUAAGUUAUUUCGGUGGUCUGAUUGUUUUUGUUUUUGCCAAUAAAUUAAUUGUACAAUAAAGUAUGUUUGUACCAUUGGAAAAAA